GAAUAACUUUAGCACCGGUAGUAGCGUGCGUGAGUGUAUACGUCGCUAAGAGUGCGAUUACUAGGCUGCCGAUAGUUUUUGUUGUUGCUGCGAUUUAGAGUGGUUAGCCGAGACGCCAUCGGAGGCUAGCCACGAUUAAUUUGAAAAAGUGACAACCUGAGCCACGCGUUAAGAGACGACGUUGAAUUGCUCCCCCUGACAGCUCGACUAAUCGCAUAAGACUUAAAAAAUGUCAUCACGCUUUCGAGAAUGGGAUUUAUCAUGCAAGGUUUAUGUUGGUAAUUUAGGAAGUAGUGCAAGUAAACACGAGAUUGAAAGUGCUUUUAACAAAUAUGGACCACUAAGAAACGUGUGGGUAGCUCGAAAUCCACCAGGAUUUGCCUUUGUUGAAUUUGAAGAUCCGAGAGAUGCUGAAGAUGCAGUUCGAGGGUUAGAUGGAACACGCUGCUGUGGCACAAGAGUGAGAGUUGAAAUGUCUUCUGGAAGAAGCCGUCGUGGUGGUGGAGGACGAAGACCUACAUCGCGCUAUUCAAGGUCUCGGUCACGCAGUCCACGAAGGAGAUCUUUGACCCGCAGCCGCAGCCGUGAUCGUCGAUCGCGCUCAGACUCUCGAGACAGAAGAUACUAAAGUCUCAUGCUGGUUCAAUGUUGACAAAAUUAAUUCUGGCAUUAACUUACUGAUUAAACAAGCUCUACACUGUAUUUUAAAAAUUCAAAACUAACAAUGAUACCUGUUUUUCCGUAUUUUUCAUAUACUCAAUAUGAUUCAUAGUUUUCUAUAACACUUUCAGAAACAAAAUUAACCAAAUUCAUACUUAUCAUCAUAUAUUGAUAAAUAAUAUUAACAUAAUCAGCUUGAAAUUGUUUUUCAGAAUAGUUAUAAGUAGAUAAUUCAGAGCAUCAAAGAGCUUGAACUUAAAUCUCCAAAUCACUAUCAGCAAAAAAUGAAAAUAAUAAUAAAUUUGGAUAAAACAUAAUUCGAGAUAUCAAGUAAAUUGGAGAUGUAAAAGUAUAAACCAAUAAUGAUGAAUGAUGAAUUGGUAAAUAAAGAAAAAUA
Molecule: messenger RNA, 1057 nt
Organism: Phymastichus coffea
Lineage: Eukaryota; Metazoa; Arthropoda; Insecta; Hymenoptera; Eulophidae
Product: RNA-binding protein 1-like
Exons: 4
Coding region: 230-628 (132 amino acids)
Biological process (GO): mRNA splicing, via spliceosome
Cellular component (GO): nuclear speck
Molecular function (GO): RNA binding
Source: RefSeq, a predicted model, not a curated record